CUUAUUGCAACACCCCUAUUAUUUGUCUAGCUUUUACUUCAAACUUGUCAAGAAUCUCGUAAAUUCUAAUUUUAACUUUUAAGUAAAAACUAACUGAUCGUAGUUCAGCAUUUUGUAUGAUUAACUUUAGGUAGUCGUUUUCUUUCUGAAAAAUGAGUUACUUAUAAGCAUCUAACUAUAAAUCAUGGAAAAUCUAUCAUUUCGAUUAUUAAACUCUACUAAUACAAAUUCUGUUUACAAGAAUCGUGAGAUCUUCUCGUAUGAAGAAAAACUUACCAUUCGGAUAAGUUACGCUAUUGUUACUUGUAUAGGCAUAAUAUCAAAUUGCAUCGUUUCUUACCUUAUUAUUCGCAAUCGUUAUCUUAGAACUAUUGUCAAUUUGCUAAUUUUGAACCUAGCAAUUUCAGACAUAAUUGCAUGUUUAAGCAUGUACCCCUUUAUUUACUUUAACUUGUCUGAGACAAGCAUACGAGGUACUGCAGCAGAUGUGUUAUGUGGGUUUACAGAAGGUUUGUAUGGUUUCUUUGCCGCAGCCACUGUUUCAUUAAUAACUUUAAGUGUGCUUUCUAUAAGCAGAUAUUUGGGUAUAAACCAUCCAAUGAAGGUAACUUGGAAACUCGGGUUUAAACAUAUGAAAUGGGUAUUUGGAUUAUCUUGGGCAUUGAGUCUGGUACUUCUUAUACCAAACGUUUUAUCAUUUAAAUACAAUGAAGAUCUAAAGCUAUGCAUAAGAAAUUGGGCAAGUGGUGUUAACCCACUAACUUACUUUAUUUUUACAGGACUUUUAGGCGUGUUUCUGCCUUUAUCUUCUCUCUCGUUUACGUACUUCACCAGUUUAUAUACUCUAUGGUUCAAAGGUCGAUUAAGUAAAAAUAGAAAGAAAAAUAACUCAGUUGCAUCAGAAAGCAGUAUUAUACUAAAAAGACGAGCCCUAAAGCUGCUAGGUGUUCUUGUGCUAAUUUAUUUAAUUUGCUGGUCACCUUUUGCUACAUACUGGCUUCUAUCCGUAGUUAUUGGAGAGUACUCGGUAGGUAAUUUUGAGGAUGAAAGAAAAAGCAUUCGCAUUACAAGACUAACACUAUUUUUUGCUGUAUCCAACACUGUACUUAAUCCAAUAGUCUACGCGUAUACAAGCAGACAACUGAGAUCUGCUUUUAAAUUACUAAUUGGAAUGCGUGGUCGUGCUAUAUCAAAUUCAACAAGAAGAAACACUUUAAGUCAACCAUCUCCUAACUAUUUAAUACCCCCUCAAUUUAACAUGCAUGAAAUUUCUUCUGAAUGCUCGUCUGCAGUAUUUUAUAAUCCACUGGCAAUUCACGAGCUUCCAUUUGACAAUAAUAAUAUUGUGCGUGCUUCGCCAAAAUUAGUUGCAAAAAUAUCACAGCUAUAAAACUCGUUGUAAGUGUUUGCUGUAAGUGGUCGCUGCUAACACAUUUAUAAAACUGUUUAUAAAAAGUUAUGUUUUACAAAAAAAGACUUUUGAACAAUACAUUCAAUAACAAUAGUAAAAACUGUCUACUAGAUUCAGUCGAUUGGCUUAGUUUUUUACUGAAACCAUUUCAACCAAUCCAAAAAAUAAAAAUAAUUAAUUUCACCAUCAGAUAGUUUUAAAUCGAAAUCUGUUAAAACUUCAUAUAUUUAAAUCAUUUUGAUUGCAUUUAUUAACAAUUCCAAAUGUGUUUGAAUUGUUCCAUUAACAAUUCCUAAUAUAUUCGAACUGUAUUACAGUUUCCUUUUUUACUUGAAGAAUUAUGUCUGCACAGUAUAAAGAAGUUACCAAUAAAUAUGUAAAAACUAUAUAUUUUGUAAACGUCAGUUGUAAAUUAUAUUUAUUUGUGAAUUUUAUAUUGAAAUUUUUUCAAUAAAGUUUGUAAAAACAUUAA
This is a messenger RNA of Hydra vulgaris (swiftwater hydra), 1883 nucleotides long. Its product is annotated as pyroglutamylated RF-amide peptide receptor. NCBI's taxonomy places the organism in Eukaryota, Metazoa, Cnidaria, Hydrozoa, Anthoathecata, Hydridae. The record is from RefSeq and is a predicted model, not a curated record. Gene Ontology annotation, molecular function: peptide binding; G protein-coupled receptor activity. Gene Ontology annotation, biological process: G protein-coupled receptor signaling pathway; cellular response to hormone stimulus. Gene Ontology annotation, cellular component: plasma membrane.